UUCAAUCUCUGGGCUUCUACACUGCUUCUACCUUUAUCGUGCUGCAAGUAACUCGGAAUUAAUACCCUGAUGCCCAAAUCCAACAAGGCAGUUGCGCUGAAGAUGGCUUACUCGCUUCCAUCAUCUCAUCUGGGAACGUUAUAAAUGCCUUUCUCUUUCUCUUUCAUUCCAUACUUGCAUCGAUGGUGCUCGGUACUGCGCUUGUGACUGGAGCUGCUCAAGGAAUCGGUAGAGCCAUUGCUCUUCGACUGGCCAAAGAUGGAUUCAAAGUUGCAGUAAACGAUGUUGCCAGCAAAUCGGACCAACUUGAAAGGCUUGCCCAGGAUAUCAAGAAAGUCAACGGGAAAGCAUCUCAUUUCGUCGUUGCGGAUGUAUCAAAAGAGACAGAAGUAGAGGAGAUGGUCAAUGCCGUGUCGAAAACGCUCGGGGAGCUCCGCGUGAUGGUGGCAAAUGCUGGCAUAAUCACUCGUAGUAAAACCACGAUUGAUUAUAGCGCUGAUGAGUGGGACAAGAUAUUCGCAGUCAAUACGCGCGGAGUUUUUCUUUCAUACAAGUAUGCCGCGAGACAAAUGAUUGCUCAGGGAAACGGCGGACGAAUUCUUGGUGCUUCUUCACUUGCUGGGAGAAAGGCUGGACUUGAAGCCAGUGCUUAUUGUGCUUCAAAAUUUGCCGUACGAGGAUUAACCCAAAGUGCCGCUCUUGAAUUAGGCAAAUUUGGAAUCACUGUCAAUGCGUAUGCUCCCGGAUUCACUAAGACCGCGUUGAAUGAACCGUUCUGGGAUGAUCCCGAUUCACUUCUUCGCAAGUAUGGUCUAGUGAUGCCCUCUUACUUCAAACUUGGCGAGCCGGAAUACAUCGCGAGUCUUGUAUCAUAUUUGGCCUCCGAGGAAGCACAUUAUGUUACAGGCCAAACUAUAUCGCCUAAUGGAGGUGCUCUCUUUGACUAGAAUAAUAGUAACCACUUAUUAGCUCAUGUCGAUCAAGUCAAUCAAGUCGUUGAUUUUUUGUGUGGUGCAAAACAAGACUUGCACCUAUCUCAUCCUUCUGGGAUCUGUGGGCAAAUAAUCUUCCGAAAAAAUUCCUCUGUCACCAGGCUCAGCUUCUUUCUGCU
This is a messenger RNA of Lentinula edodes (shiitake mushroom), 1111 nucleotides long. RefSeq lists its product as uncharacterized. Bases 183 to 947 code for a protein of 254 amino acids. Lineage: Eukaryota; Fungi; Basidiomycota; Agaricomycetes; Agaricales; Omphalotaceae. The record is from RefSeq and is a predicted model, not a curated record. Gene Ontology annotation, molecular function: oxidoreductase activity, acting on the CH-OH group of donors, NAD or NADP as acceptor. The transcript has 11 exons.